Rhinolophus ferrumequinum (greater horseshoe bat) is the source of this 3482-nucleotide messenger RNA. It is a transcript of the gene CENPH, whose product is annotated as centromere protein H. Gene Ontology annotation, cellular component: kinetochore; nucleus. Lineage: Eukaryota; Metazoa; Chordata; Mammalia; Chiroptera; Rhinolophidae. Bases 128 to 862 code for a protein of 244 amino acids. The transcript has 9 exons. The record is from RefSeq and is a predicted model, not a curated record. Gene Ontology annotation, biological process: kinetochore assembly; mitotic spindle organization; chromosome segregation. Gene Ontology annotation, molecular function: kinetochore binding.
CGGAAGGGGCGGGACGGGACGAGAUAGCUCUCCAACGCCUUCCGGGCGUCAGCUUAGUGGCGGGAAAAGCGGCCUGUUUUGAGACGGCGUCUGCAGAACCUACGCACUAUUUCAUUGAGCCAGCCCGAUGGAGAAGCCAUCCGAGGAGCAAGCUGCCGCGGAGCCCGCGGACUCCGUGGGGGAAGGCGGGCCGUCGUCGGUCGCCGGCGGCCAGGCGGCGCGUCCCAAGGACCAUAUGACUCUGCUGCUCAGGCUGAGAGCACAAACAAAACAACAACUCUUGGAAUAUAAAUCAAUGGUUGAUGCAAAUGAAGAAAAAACUCCAGAAGAAAUCAUUCCAGAAAAGCAAAUUGAAACCAAAAUUGAAGACCUGGAAAAUGAAAUUGAAGAGGUGAAAGUUGCUUUUGAAAUGAAAAACCUUGCGUUAGACAGGAUGCAGCUUUCAACUGCACUUAAAAAAAACCUCGAGAAAAGUAACAGCCAGACUAGUGUGCUCAUGGAUAACAUGAAACAUGUAUUAAAGCUAAAUAAAUUAAUAAUGAAAUCACAACAGGAAUCUUGGGAUUUGGAGAAAACAUUGCUUGAUGUUCGAAAGAAGAGAUUUGAAUUAAAACAAGCUUCAGAAAGUAAGCUUUUAGAAAUACAGACUGAAAAGAACAAACAGAAAGAUGAUUUGGACAAUAUGGAAAAUUCAGACAAGAUAAAGGCCUUACAAGGAAACCUACAGAUGGAGAUACAAAUUACUACAGUUAUUCAACAUGUGUUCCAGAAUCUCAUUUUGGGGAGUAAAGUCAAUUGGGCAGAGGAUUCUGCCUUUAAGGAAACUGUUCUGCAGCUUGAGAAGAAUCUUACUAUGAUCUAAUAAGAAUUCUAUUUUAGCAUUAUUUGUUUCUGACUGGUGUACCAUUUAAAGAGCAAAUUUCAAGUGAAAUAUUUUUUCCAUGUUUUUGGAACAAUUGUAAUACUGCGUUUGUUUUUUUAGCUGAACACUGCAGCAUGGAAUCUAUUGUUUUAAAUGUGAUAAUUAAAGUGACUGGCAUACUCUAAAAGAAUCUGAAAAUCUUAGCCUUGCAAGGGCCCAGAAAGACAUCAUCCCGUCCAGAUUUCCACUCAAUGGGGACAUUUUUUUUUUCAUUCAUGGAAGUCCCAGCUCUCGUUUGGAUACUUCUGUGGAUUUCUCUGUCAACAAAAAUAUUAGAAAAAUUAUAGAAAAGCAUAUCCACAUCUUUAUUUUUUUUAACUGUCAGUUGUAUUUUAUUUAAAUUUUAUAUUUGAUUUAGCUCACUACAGAUUUUUUUUUUUGUAUUGAGAUCUAAUUGACAUACAACCUUGUGUAAGUUUAAGGUAUACAGCAUGUUGAUUUGACUACUGUGGCAUUUUAGCUAACAUCUCCAACAUGUCACAUAAUUAAUUCUUUUUUGUGGUGAGAACAUUUAACAUCUAGUCUAUUAGCAACUUUGAAGUAUAGAGUAUUGGUAUUGACUAUAAUCACAAUACUGUGCCUUAGAUCUCCAAAACUUACUCAUCUUCUAAGUUUGUACCCUUUGACCAACAUCUCUAUACCCCCACCUCCAAUCCACAUCUUUAAACAGAGACCCAAAUAAAGCACAUCAACCUUAAAAAGAAAAAAAAACAUAAAGUGUUAACAGUUAUUGUAGAGGAGUUGUGAUUUUUUUCUUUUGUAUUUCUAUAUUUAUCAAGCAUUACUUUUGAGUAAAUGUUGCUCUUCUAAUUAAAAAAUAGAACUUGCCAUCUUUUAUACAUCCCAUCUCAUCUUUUGAAAACUAAUUUGAGCUCUUUAUUAAUUUGGAGCCCCUGAUUAUUUUUAUAGACAAUGUAGUGUUUUCAGCAUUCUUUAAAAGACCUUAAACUUGAAAAGAUGCACUACAAUUGGUAAUAGCAUUUGAAAUCUGUUCUUUUCUAAACACUUUUCUUUGAAAUAUUUAUAGUUUUACUUCAUUUUGAUAAAUCAUUUCUUUGUAAUUUUAUUCUUUUUGCCACUGUAUUCUUGAAAAUUGUCUAUAUAAAUUGUUGUGGCAGUUGUCUACUCUGAGACUCUGCCCCUAGCAACUCCUGCCUCCCCCCCCCCCCCCCCCCCAGUGUUUCUCUCCUUACUACCUGGGGCAGCUGUCUUAUCUAGACACUGCCACUGGGCUUUCUAACUUGAAUAAAAUGUUUUCUUGCUCUCCUAAAAAAAAAAAAAAUUUGUAAAGCAAGUUAUAUUUUUCUUUUCUUACAGAAAAAUAUUAUUCUGGAAUGUGCCUUCCUGAUCCAAAUGUACAGCAUUAAAAACAUUCAUGCACACUUUAUUAAUUAUUCCCAACUCAAGUACCAUGUUUCCCUGAAAAUAAGACCUAGCCAGACCAUCAGCUCUAAUGUGUCUUUUGGAGCAAAAAUUAAUAUAAGACCCAGUUUUUAUUAAAUGUAGUUUCAUAUUUUUUUAAUCAAGAAAAUCAGAACUUGUGCUGAGUACUUUAUAUUGUAUCACAUCAGGAGGCUGUCAUGCCUGCUGAGUUCUGCCUAACAGAUCCACAGCCAGUGUCAGCAGCAGGGUACAUGGAACAAGAAAGGAGGCAAAGGCCAGGUAAGACGGGAACAUUAAGAAGACAAUGCAAGAGGUAGACUCAUUGCAGAGGAUGACUGAAAUGAAGCAGGAGGAAAAGAAGAUAGAUUUGGGGAUUGAGGCAGUCUGCAGCCUCAGCUUCAGUUACUUUUAUCAUCUGUAUCGUAGAGAACUAAUCCAGAAGGGCCCUGGAUGAGAAUUCUGUGAAGGAGUAUGAAUGCCACCACUUAGAAAUAAACCCACAGAGAAAAGUCAGAGCGUUUUCCUGUCAGAUUCCCCAAAUCAAAAUCCGUAACAACAGCCUCCGUACCUCGCUCCACUCCAACAUGGCAAAAAUGUCCAGCCCUACAGAGACCAAACCGCAUAGAGUCUCUGCUGUUUUCCAGAAGUAUUCUGGGGAGGAUGGUAACAAGUGCAAUCUCUCCAAGACUUGAGUUUCUAAGCUUCAUGAAUACAGACCCGGCUGCCUUCACAAAGAACCAGAAGGACCUCAGUGUCUUUGACUGCAUGAUGUAAAAACGACCUCAACUGUGCUGGGCAGCAGAUUUCCAAAAAAUUCUUACUGGCAGCGUGGCAGUAGCUUGCCAUGACUCCUUUACCCAUUUGCAGAAGUAUAGCUGAGGAGCCCUGGGAGCUGGCCCAGAGCACUCCUUUCUUUCUGGCCUCCGGAUCAUCUCAGAUCACAUAUACUCUGAGCCUGGCGCACCCACCACCCCAUGCAGGCCACUCCUGCUGGUAGCAAUAAAACUAUUGUUUUUUAAAACACACACACACAUAAAUCCAUGCCAAUAUGACCAGUAAUUUGUACUGCAUUUGGUAUUUUCUGAAUUUAUCAGGUAUUCUCAAGAGACUUCUUGGUAUUAGAGGACUUGGAAAGUUUAUCUUUUAAUAAAAGCUGUAAAUCUUAGGACUUCUUUGC